Molecule: messenger RNA, 261 nt
Organism: Priapulus caudatus
Lineage: Eukaryota; Metazoa; Priapulida; Priapulimorpha; Priapulimorphida; Priapulidae
Product: hepatocyte nuclear factor 6-like
Exons: 1
Biological process (GO): regulation of transcription by RNA polymerase II
Cellular component (GO): nucleus
Molecular function (GO): DNA-binding transcription factor activity, RNA polymerase II-specific; RNA polymerase II cis-regulatory region sequence-specific DNA binding
Source: RefSeq, a predicted model, not a curated record
AAGAGGAAAGAGGAGCAGCAGCAGGCGCAGAAUCAGCCGCCGCAGCCGAAGAAGCCUCGACUCGUCUUCACCGACAUACAGCGGCGCACCCUGCUGGCGAUAUUUAAGGAGACGCAGCGGCCGUCGAAGGAGAUGCAGAUCGCCAUCGCAAAGCAGCUCGGGCUUGAGCUGAGCACGGUCGGUAACUUCUUCAUGAACGCGCGGCGGCGCUCGCACGACAAGUGGAAGGACGAGAACAAGGACAAGAACCUGACGUCGUGA